CGCGGAUGAUUCUGAGCGGAUGUACAUAGAAAAUCUGCCUCCGCCAUUCAGCCAGUUAUAUUUUCCAUGGGUGCAUAAUGCAGUACUACAGUAACAACCGUAUCACCUUGGAUUUUAGCAUCGAUUCCUGCCUUGCGAGGUCACCAAGAUGCCUAUUUUCAUUGGAGACCUGAACCAGAGCGAAUAUGAAACAUCAGAAGUCAAGAAACUGAAACAUAUACAGGAAACCCGUAACUUGAAACCCGGUGACAUUGUCGAGUUCUUCGGACACGCUGUCCGUUGGGACGCCGACUGUGUUACAGAAGACAAUUGUCUUCGUUGGAGAAGAGUUGGUGACCCCCUGUGUGAUGAUGCGUUACAGCUCAUCUUUACGUCGCCUUCUGCAAGUGCAGGAAAAGACCUGCUCGAAUGUCUCCAACAAUACGUCUCUACAAACCCAGGACCAAAUGCUGCAACUAUUUUCUUAGGGGAUUUAAAUCAAAUACCACCGAAUAGUCUCAUCGCUUCACAAUCUCAAGUGGAAGCAGGACGUAGACUGUUUCUCGACCAUGCCGCACUGAUCAUGCAGGCUCUAUUGCAUUAUAGUUUGGCGGCAGGUUUUGCUAGUGCUCGAAUUACUAGGACUCUUCAUGCAGUAUCUUACCUUGUCCCUCCUCAUGAGUCGACCUCGCAGGCUUCAAGCGAUCGGAUUUACACUCGCCUUCUGGAAACGUUUCAAUUUGUCCUAGAUAUUAUGGGCUGUACCCCUACACCUCCUGCACCUUCAUUCGGCUCGAAUAUCGAGAUCAAACCUGUGAAGGAACCUCCUCAGCGACGUGCAGGUACGCUCGAGUAUCUCCUCCCAAGAGGUGAAGGCUGGAAGUCUGCAGUCAGAGUGAGGAUGCUCCACGGUGUCGCGCGUCGACGGGCAACAGAGCGAUGGAACAAGCUCAAGAUGAGAGACGCUGGCUAUGAUGAGGAACUUGACAUCCCGAUCAGUCAAGAAGACAUGAGUGCUACUCUAGCGUCUUUCUGUAUCAUACCACUUUGGUGCCUACAUCGUCUUGGCCUAUAUCCUGACCCCAUGCAAACUGAGGCUUUCUUGGCCGUCUGGAGACACGUUGGAUUUUAUUUGGGCGUCUCGCCGUCUAUUCUCCGACGUUACUUCACCUCAACAUCUGCAGCGGACAAGUUCUUGGCAUCCAUUGUACUUGACUUAUUUUCCAGCGACGAUAAUGCUCCACCUGACAUCGGUCCCAUUCCGACCAUGCCUAUCUUACGCGCAAUCUCUGGACGCCCUCCUGGCAACUCAUCUCUGGAGCAUAAUUGUGCUGUGACUCGGUGCCUCGUUGGAUUUGAACUCGCAGAUCACCUGGGUGUUCCGGAAACACGUGUCAUUACCAAGCUCAAACUUCACGCAACCUUUUUGUUAUACAAGAUACCAAUCUGGUUCUCAUGGUGGUAUCCACGUAAACAAUGGGCGGUAACACGACGAGAAGUUCUUAGUGAAGGUAUGGCAAGGAGCGUCAGGUGGAAUUUAGGCAUGCGUCGUACGAAUUUCCGGCCUAGAGGCAAUGUCAUUAAGAACGAGGGACUAGAUGAUGGACAGAUCGAAGAGCUGGAACGCGUCAUUCCUGAUCCUGAAGGCGGAAUGGCCUUAGUGAGAAAGUGGAGGGAGAUGUUAGCCGAGAUGAUUGGCGUUUGUUUGGGUGUUGUGUGUGUCGGGCUUGGAGGGUUGUAUUUUGGUACUAGAAUGUUCUUGUGAGGGUUGCAGAGACCCCCCCCAUUACUAUUGACCUUGUGCCGGUGUGUUCAAUCUUUCGUACCACAGUCUAUAGUCAAGUGUACUAAUGAGUUGUUCGUGAUCGUCGAUUAUCGUCAGAUAGAGCGGCUCCUGCCACAAGUGGUUGACGUUGGGUAUGUCGUAUGCCAUCAACCCCCGAUGCAUGGACGAGAGUAUACCCGAGCUCAGUGUACGAAGCAAGAUUCGUGGCAUUCAUCCCCUAAUUCACGUUGUGUGCCUAGUUCUUCGCGGGAACGGAACUCGGCUGUGCUCGCAAUGUCUAUUCACUUAACUUACUUGGAUCUAUCGUCGACAACCAAAUUUGCACUUGCUAAGAAUGGCCAUGUUAUUGGUAACG
Molecule: messenger RNA, 2120 nt
Organism: Somion occarium
Lineage: Eukaryota; Fungi; Basidiomycota; Agaricomycetes; Polyporales; Cerrenaceae
Source: the annotation of a GenBank genome assembly